AUGAAAUUCUCGUGGUACUUGUUACCACUCUAUGCUGCAUUGGUACUAGCUCAGGGACCAGUGGCUACUGAGCCCAAGAUUUUUUUCUUAGGCACCAUGGGCGGUAUUUCUCAUACUGCUUGGGUCAUUGAAAUUUUAGACUUGGUGCGCACUCGAGGCUACAAUGUGUCCUAUGUCAGUUACCAGGCCAAUCAAAAAUACAUUAAGAAUUACCCCGAGGUCGGCUUCAUUCCUUUGCAAGAUCCCAACACAUCCGUUCAUUUCAAUGAUUUCUUUGAUCUCGAACAAGCUUAUUCCAAGAAGGUUGUGGCCGCUUUGACGUCGUAUUUCAAAGAUACCUUUGCAGACCAGCUGAGCGAAUUCAUCCAUCUUAUGAACACGGAAAAACCCGAUGUCAUGAUGUGUGACCACACUGCUAUUGCCUGUAUGGAUGCUGCCCAUCAUCUCAAUAUUACGGUGGUGCUGACAUCGACAGUGAAAGUACGAGAUGAGCCCCCAGAUCAGUUCUCUGACGUGACCACGCUUGACUCGGAUAUAGUCAGCCAUAGCUAUGUAACCAGACUGAUCGCAUCCUACCGGUAUAUUCGAGAAAGGCUUCGUAUUCUCUUAGGCAUUUGGCCACUUGACAUUGAAUUAAAAAGGAUUCGAAGACAAGUGAAAGUUGAAAAGUUAAGAUAUGUGGCUCCAAAUUCUGGUGCAGUCAAGCUGGUCAACCAAAUGUUCCCGCUUGAAAAUCCUUACCCUUUGAAUGCAAACGAACACUAUAUUGGACCCAUUUUCAUUAGUCGACCGCAGCCCCUGAGCGACAAAUUGGCAACCUUUCUCGAUAGCCACAAGAAGGUGGUUUACGUCGCAUUCGGUCAAAUGUAUACCCCUACCCAACAUGAAUUCAACGCCCUCGUUCAAGCGCUAUUGACAAAUUAUCGCCAUGGCAUCAUUGACGGCUUCAUUUGGGCAACCGUGGGUCUGCCCACCAGUAUGUUGGAUAUUUUCCAAUCCAAUCGGACUAUCAAUAGCCUUGGAUUUGCCAACAAUCCAGACUUUUUAUUCGAGCAAUGGGUUCCACAAUAUUCAGUUUUGAAUCACACAUCCACCAAAUUGUUCAUUAGUCAUGCAGGCACUGCCUCCACCCAUGAGGCUGUAUUUAAUGGUGUACCAAUAUUGGCUCAUCCCUUUUCCAGCGACCAGCCCGCCAACGCCAUGCAGCUGGAAAAGGCUGGGGUUGCACUGGUCAAUGACCGCAAAACCUGUACCGCCGAGAGCAUAUCCAGAAAAAUCAAGACUAUCAUGAAAGAUCGAUACAGUGAAUUUGUCACCAAGGCAAAUGAACUUCGAGGACUUGCUUACAUUGCCAGCAGAAGAAAGUCGUUGGCUGCUGAUAUCCUUGAACAACUUGCUUUAUACAGUCGUCAUGGAAAGGCAUGGUUCUAUCAGCAGGAUGAGCCAACAUACUACCUCUUCAUUCCUAGUUGGUACAAAUUGUGUCUCGCCUACAUAGCUAUCAAAGUUGGCAGUUUGGGGGUUCGAACCUUUCGCAAACAGAUAAGCGAGAUGGCUUAUCGAACAUGGACUCAAGGCCGAGACCUUACAUACGGCGAAUCCAAGAAACUGCAGUGA
Molecule: messenger RNA, 1617 nt
Organism: Umbelopsis ramanniana AG
Lineage: Eukaryota; Fungi; Mucoromycota; Umbelopsidomycetes; Umbelopsidales; Umbelopsidaceae
Exons: 2
Coding region: 1-1617 (538 amino acids)
Molecular function (GO): UDP-glycosyltransferase activity
Source: RefSeq, a predicted model, not a curated record